UACGAGUCGCCUCAGUACAAACUUGCGGCCGGUAAUUCUUUAUUUGCAUUUGUUAUUUUGUUACAGUGAUGUGUUCACUGUUGUUCAGUAUUUUUGCACUAAUAUACCGUUAAAGUAAAUGCGAACAGUGCUGAAAGUCCUUCAUAUUUACAAAACUCUGCAUUACGGUAUACUUAUACAACUCUUGCUGAAAACUUCUUGCUUAUUUUCAUAAUAAAAACAAAGUCAUUGCACCCGAAGUAAUGAGAAGUUUUACUAGUAAAAGAUAAGACCUUGACUGAGAAUUUCAAAAUGUUUAAAGUCUGUUUAGAAAACCGCAUAGUACACAGAGAAAAAGAUUACAAAUGCUUCUUGUGCCAUUGUGAAGACAUAGAUAAUAAUUAUGAAUCUGUUGAGGAACAUCUUAAACAAUGGAGGCAUAAAAGGCUACUCAAAGAAAUGGAUCAGUUUGAAAGAAAAAAAGAAUUGGAUGUUAUUGAUUCAAUUUCAGAGACCCAGCGAAAAGUAUUAGUUGAAAAUUAUAUAGCAAUUGCGAACAGGAAAUAUGAAAGAUAUCGCUGUUACAUGUGUAGUACUUAUCUACCAAGUUUGCCGGUAGUAUUUGACCAUUUGCAAACAUUUGUCCAUAAAACGAAUUACAAGAAAAAGUUCAGCAGCGCAUUAACUGUAAAAAAUAAGGAUAACACAUUAACUCUAGAUAGAGCAUGCGUGAUCAAACAAAUCUUUUUUGAGAAAGAAUAUUGGUGCCAAAUUUGUCAAGUAACUUUAAAAAAAUUUGCAUUGAUAAAAUGUCACUCUAUGGCACACUUUUUUCAAAAACACCAUGCUAAACAAGACGAUGUUAUAUACUUUCAUUACGUGGAGAAUACUGUUGUAAAUAUAACUUGUUUAUUAUGUGAAAAGUCAGUGGAUACCAUAGAACUUUUAGAACAUCAUCUAAAUACACGUGAUCAUCAAUCAAGAAUAAACCAAUUGUCUUCCAAAGAAAUCAUAGGGAUAGAAGAUUACACAACUACAAGCACAUCUCAGUGUGAAUUCUUCAAGGAGUAUGUAACUGUCAUGAACGUCUUCUGUAAAGUUUGUUCUGAAACAAUUCCAGUAGAUGAUUUUGAAAGACAUACUCAUAGUAAGGAACACUAUGAUAAAGCAGUGUUAAAAAUAUCAGAAGGUGCUUUCAAACCAUUAAAAGAUUCACAACACAAAGCAAAAUUAGAUAGUUCAAAUAAUUACAUGUGCUUUGUAUGCAACAGCUCAUUUGCUACAAUAUCUCACUUAUUAAAACAUUAUGAUGCGAUUCAACAUAAAAGUAAAAUUGCAGCUAUGUAUAUGUUAAUAAAUAAAGGACAAAGUGUUCAACAAGUAACCACAGAUAAGCAUCAAACAAAAUCUAAAUCAAUUAGUAUGAAUAUCAAUGACAAAGAUCUUGCUUGCUUAUCUCAAACUUUAAAAAAACAGGUUUCGUUUGAAGAGCCAAAUUAUUCAACAUCUAAUAAAAUUACACAUCUGAAAAACAGUAAAAAAAAGAAAUUAACUGAAGUAAGUUCUGGUGAAGCUCCAAAAUCAAACUUACUUUUGCCCAGAAAUAGAAAACUACGAAAACCAAAAGUGAAUAAAAAAAUUAUGACUCAAUCUGAUAAAAAUUUGGCCAUUUUUGGUAACACAUAUGUAAAUAUGUGCAUUGAACCUGGAAGUAGAAAUAUUUACGACAUCAGCGAAAAAUCGAAUCGCUUAUUAAAUUUGAGUACAGAUUUAAUUGUUCCUACUGAUUCUGUGUGGAUUUGCAUUCCAUGUGCUGAUAAAAUUCUAGACAAUGAAUUUUUAAUAUAUGAACAUUUGAAUGAUGCAAAACACACUAUGAAUGUCAAAAAAUUAGAAGUUGAUGAUCAGCUAUUUGUAGAAUAUCCUGAUCAAUUUAGUGACUUGAAACUAGCCAAAGCUCACAUGCAAGAUGAAUCAGACAGUUAUGUGCAUUGUUAUGCAUGCAACACCAAAGUAUCUAAUUCCGAUGAUUCUAUUAGACAACAUCUUGUAGCAAAUGAACAUAUUCUGAAAAGUAGAUCUUUAGAUACUGAAUUAAAAGAAAUGUCAAAAGCUUUACUUGCUAUUACAAAUAGCUUUUGGUACUAUGCACAUUUUUUCAUUUGUGAGAUAUGUACAUUGAGUUUCAACAUAGAACUUGAGUUUAUAAUUCACCUGAAAUCAAAGGCACAUUUGCAAAACGCGAAUGAAAUAAAAUUAAAAGGCUUUGAAACGAAAUUCCAUACAUGCCCAACAUGUGUAACAUGUUGGUAUGGUGAAUCUGAUUCUUACAGUAAUCACAUUAAAAGCAGUCUUCAUAAACGUUUAAUGGACAGUAGGGAGUUUAUGGUUCCUCCCAUUUCUUUACUUACAUAUGGGCUUUUAAAUGACGCAAAAAAAAAUAUUAAACAUUUAAUUCGUGAAUGUGAUACAAGGGAUACCCAAGAAGAGCAAGACCAAGAAUUAUCUUUGCUGGGCUACAAAUCCAAACUUGUAGGGAAUUUUAAAAAAGCAUUACCUCUCUGUAGAGAAUUGAUUUUAUACCUUAAAAAGUGGUUGGAUCUUUGUCGGCUCACAGAGGCAAACAGCAUGACUACAUACACUAUUUCAUGGUUUGUGAUUUUCUUUUUACAAGUCAAAGAAAUUUUACCAAGUGUACAUGAACUUAUCAAAAUGAAGAAUAACUCUACACUUGUUGAUGGUUGGGAGUGUGGCUUUGAAGAAUCAAUUCCAGCUGUAAUCACAAAUUUACCACUCCAAGAUUUAAUGAAACAAUUCUUUUUAUACUAUGCACACUUUGACUACAAAUCAAAUGUUAUAUGCCCAUAUUUAGGGACAACAAUUAAAAAAAGUUGUUUUGCAAAUAUUGAACAGUUACCAGAGCAGAUGAAAGUUUAUCAAACUCGUAUCAUAAGAGGCGAAGUUAAAUUUUUCCAAUUAGAUUCGCCUAUGUGUAUACAAGAUCCUAUUGAACAAUCUCUUAAUAUCACAAAAGCGGUUAAAAAACUUCAGUUGCAAUUUUUUAUGCAGUAUUGCGCUGAAAGUUUAGAAAAACUGAAUUGUUAAUUCAGUAUUUUUGUGUAACUAAGGUGCUUCAAAAAUAAAAUUUUAUACUAUUUUUAUAAAAAAAAAA
Nasonia vitripennis (jewel wasp) is the source of this 3151-nucleotide messenger RNA. RefSeq lists its product as uncharacterized. Gene Ontology annotation, biological process: mRNA 3'-end processing; mitochondrial mRNA polyadenylation. The coding region runs from base 292 to 3084 and encodes 930 amino acids. The record is from RefSeq and is a predicted model, not a curated record. Lineage: Eukaryota; Metazoa; Arthropoda; Insecta; Hymenoptera; Pteromalidae. The transcript has 4 exons. Gene Ontology annotation, molecular function: nucleic acid binding; poly(A) RNA polymerase activity; zinc ion binding.